Penicillium cinerascens is the source of this 1107-nucleotide messenger RNA. Its product is annotated as heme-dependent oxidative N-demethylase family protein. The coding region runs from base 1 to 1107 and encodes 368 amino acids. Lineage: Eukaryota; Fungi; Ascomycota; Eurotiomycetes; Eurotiales; Aspergillaceae. The record is from RefSeq and is a predicted model, not a curated record. The transcript is spliced from 3 exons.
AUGACAGUCUUCUCUCUGGUGGCGCUUCCUAUCAUCCUUCUGUCUCUCAUCGUGAGAUACCAAAAAGAAAUUCGCAUUUGGCUUUGGACACUCCAAAAGGGCAAGUCACAUAAUGGAUGUACGGAAAAUCCAUCCGACCUCAAGCCGUACCCGGCACAACCUAUUCCGGGAAGAGAGCGCUACCGCGUCAUGAUGGACAUUCGCAAACUAGACGCCCAAAACUGGCUCACCCUCGACAAGAACUACAUGGAUGAGCAUCGCGUGCGAGAUGCUUUGCUUCGUGAGAAAAGGAACCAGGUCCUGCAAUGUCUGCCCGAGUCGGUUGGUGCCUGCCGAGAAGCUCUUGAAGAAGUGUCCCAUUUUUUGUGCCAGCGGUUUCCGAACACGUUUGAGACAACUAUGCAUGAAAUUAAUCCACAUAUACAAAAUCGUAUGACCGGUGAAAAGUUCAACAUUGGGGGUGCAGGCCGUGACGAGAAUCCCACUGACGCCCUGGAGGCGGCGGUGCGGCUUACGAUGGAAGAUCUCAGUAUUUUGAUGAUGAACGAAGAUGGUGAAUAUUAUUUAGCUGCCAGUGCGAGCCUCUUCCCCACGGGGUGGACAGUCGACCAGCGCAUCGGAUGGACAAUUUCGCGUCUGCAUGAGCCAGUACCUCUAUGGCACCAACAAGUAGCCAACUCCGUCAGCAAAUUUCUCGCCCGUCUAACUCCAAACUCGCCAAUGGAGCGAUCCAACUACUUCAUCGAAGUCAAAAGACCAGAUGAGAAUCUCUUCGACAUCCUCUACCGUCCGGGUUCCCUCUGCGAAAAAGAUCUCAGCAACCCCUCGUCUGAGGAAAUCAUAAUCCGACGCGAGAGGCAGACGUUCCGCCGUCUACCCCGGACAGGAGCCAUUGUCUUUGGCGUCAAGACGUUCCUGACUCCACUGGACGAGCUGCCUAUGCAGGAGUUCGAAAAUCUGGCAAAGGAGAUGGAGACCUGGCCUGAAAAUGUGGGCGAGUAUAAGGGGAAGAACGUGUGGGGUGCAAAGGUGAAGGAGCUCUAUAGAUCCCGGAAACAAAAUGCGGAAAUAAAAUGGGGAAAACGUGGAGAUGUGACCUCGCAGUGA